This is a messenger RNA of Penicillium samsonianum, 1026 nucleotides long. RefSeq names its product zinc-binding alcohol dehydrogenase family protein. Lineage: Eukaryota; Fungi; Ascomycota; Eurotiomycetes; Eurotiales; Aspergillaceae. The transcript has 5 exons. The record is from RefSeq and is a predicted model, not a curated record. Bases 1 to 1026 code for a protein of 341 amino acids. Gene Ontology annotation, molecular function: oxidoreductase activity, acting on NAD(P)H.
AUGUCCCAGAAUCGCGCCGCUUGGAUCGUUGCUGCCAGAUCGAACCCUUUUUUAGUGGGCAAAGCUCCGAUGUACAAACCCGGCCCAGGCGAAAUUCUCAUCAAGAAUCAUGCUGUUGCUGUGAAUCCUGUGGAUUGGAAGAUUCAGGAUUCCGGUCGCUUUUUGAGCAAUUAUCCAUUUAUCCUGGGAAGAGACGCAGCAGGGACAGUGGAAGAGGUGGGCGAAGGUGUCACUCGUUUUCACAAGGGACAACGCGUUAUUGCCCAUCUCCAUAGCCCCAACUCAGGCCGUUCCGCCAACGCAGCUUAUCAACUCUUCCCUCUCGCCCUGGAACGACUGGCAGCACCUCUUCCUUCGGAGCUAAGCUUCGAACAAGGCGCUGUCUUGCCAUUGGCAAUCUCCACCGCAGCUGCCGGUCUAUACCUCCCAGAGUACCUUGGCCUUCCAUUGCCAUUGACUGUGCCGCAACCCAUAGGCAAGACAGUAUUGAUAUGGGGUGGUUCUUCUUCUGUGGGCGCAACGGCCAUUCAGUUCGCAGUUGCCUCUGGCUUGGAAGUUAUUACUACGGCCUCUUCGUCGAACCAUGCCUUUGUAAAAUCUCUCGGGGCUAAACAGGUGUUCGACUACAAGUCCACCUCAUUGGGCGAGGAUCUACUUGCGGUCUUGAAGUACUCGGAACUUGUUGGUAUCUACGACGCUAUUGGCGAUCUGAACAGUUUCACUCCACUGGCCGCUAUUACCGAAAGCUUGACGCAGACUGUCACCUCAGUUGCCGUGCAUCCUUGCGAGAAUCCAACUGACUGGUUUCGUCCUGCAUACGUCUCCUCCUAUGGGAUUGCGUAUCCCCCAAAUGAGCGAGUUGGCGAGGCUGUGUGGGAACAAUUUGUGCCAAAAGCGCUGGCCAGUGGUCAGCUAAAAACCAAACCUGAUCCAUUUGUUGUUGGACAUGGACUAGAAAAUGUCCAGCAUGGUCUUAACAUGCAGAAGGCUGGAGUUUCCGCUCAAAAGAUUGUAAUCACACUAUAA